Molecule: messenger RNA, 1904 nt
Organism: Photinus pyralis (common eastern firefly)
Lineage: Eukaryota; Metazoa; Arthropoda; Insecta; Coleoptera; Lampyridae
Product: aromatic-L-amino-acid decarboxylase-like
Exons: 3
Coding region: 89-1432 (447 amino acids)
Biological process (GO): amino acid metabolic process; catecholamine metabolic process
Molecular function (GO): pyridoxal phosphate binding; aromatic-L-amino-acid decarboxylase activity
Source: RefSeq, a predicted model, not a curated record
GAAAGUUCUGCCGUCCGUCAAUCCGGGAUACUUACAACCGACCAUUCCGCAAGAAGCUCCUCAAACCGGCGAGAACUGGAAGAGUAUCAUGGAGGAUAUCGAAAGGGUGAUUAUGCCGGGGGUGACGCACUGGCAUUCGCCUAAUUUUCACGCGUACUGUCCUACAGCGAACUCGUACCCGGGUAUAGUGGGCGAGAUGUUGAGCGCCGGAAUUGGAUGCGUCGGAUUUAGUUGGAUGUCAAGUCCGGCGUGCACCGAAUUAGAGGUCGCAAUGAUGAAUUGGCUUGGUAAACUGAUCGGUUUACCGGAAGAGUUUCUGAACUGCUCGAAUGGAUCUGGGGGUGGAAUUAUUCAAGGUUCAGCAAGCGAAUCUACCUUCAUAGCGCUAUUAACCGCAAAGGAAAGGAUGGUGCGAAACAUUAAGAACGUACAUCCCCAACUCGACGAAGGUCUAAUAAAAGCGAAACUCGUAGCUUACACUUCGGACCAGGCGAAUUCGUCGGUGGAAAAGGCCGGGAUGUUGGGUUCUAUGCCGAUGCGACUGUUACCAACGGACCAAAACGGCUGUCUACGCAAGGAAACUUUGGAGGAGGCGAUCAGUAACGACAAAAAUGCGGGGUUAAUUCCGUGUUACGUGGUUGCCACGUUGGGCACGACGGGUACGUGUGCGUUUGAUAACUUGGAGGAGUUGGGUCCUGUGUGUAGAAGAGAGAAGUUAUGGCUGCACAUUGAUGCGGCGUACGCCGGUUCAGCGUUCGUCUGUCCCGAAUAUCGCUACCUAAUGCGAGGAGUGGAAUAUGCGGAUUCCUUCGACUUCAAUCCGCACAAAUGGAUGAUGGUCAAUUCCGACUGUUCGGCAAUGUGGGUGAGAAACUCGAGGCACUUAGUGGAGGCUUUUAAUGUUGACCGAAUUUACUUGCAACACGAACACGAAGGAGUAGCUCCCGAUUAUCGUCACUGGCAGAUUUCGUUGGGGAGGCGAUUUCGCGCGUUAAAGCUGUGGUUCGUUUUGCGCAGUUACGGCGUUGAAGGCAUUCAAAAACAUAUACGCUCACAAAUUGAGCUUGCCCAUUACUUUGAAAAGCUGGUGAAAGAUGAUUCGCGAUUUGAGUUCGCCUGCAGCUCCAUGGGACUAGUCUGCUUUAGAAUGAAAGCGGGGGAUCGACUUACACAGACUCUCGUGGAUAAGUUGACGCAACGCAAGAACAUUUACGUAAUUCCUUGCUACUUUCAAGGAAAUUACGUUGUCAGAUUCGUAGUGUGCAGCAGGUUGACCGAAAUCAGAGAUAUUGACUAUGGGUGGAGGGAAAUUUGUGAGGUUGCUUCUGAAAUUUUGAAUGGAUACAUCACGGGUAAACCAAAUGGUGAGCUUGUAUCGUUACUUACAGUGUCUAAUAGGAGUAAAAGAAGAGAAAAUUGUAUAGAACAAUGAAAUCACAUGGCGUUCUAGUGCGUUGUUAACAUAUUUUAGUUAUUAUUAUUACAAAAAACCCUUAUGCCCUGUCUAUGUGAUAAGAACUAAUGCGAAUGCAUUUGGUAUGGGCGCCAGUUAAUUAAUAAGGGGGAUAUUACUUUUUUUUAAAUGAUCUUGUUAAAAAAAUAUUACUAUAAGUGCACCAAGCGAUGCAAAAGGUAUACAAGUAGAUUUCAUAGUAUCAUUUUGUAUGAGAUUAGCUGGUAGAACCUUCUACCGAAGGUUUGAGCGAUUGUCAACAGUACAGAGGAGUUCGCCGCCUUGGUGAUGGAAAAUGCACAACUUAAGUUAUUAAGAUAACGUAAUGGGGCUAUUGCAUCCUUGCAGACCUUUUGAGGUUUGGCCAAAAAUGCACUUUUAUCUGACCGGCAACUGUCCAAACAAUAAAACGUACUUCUUUUAGUCUACCCUUCUAGGACAAUUGCAAUUG